Molecule: messenger RNA, 2472 nt
Organism: Doryrhamphus excisus (bluestripe pipefish)
Lineage: Eukaryota; Metazoa; Chordata; Actinopteri; Syngnathiformes; Syngnathidae
Product: putative RNA-binding protein Luc7-like 1
Biological process (GO): mRNA splice site recognition
Cellular component (GO): U1 snRNP
Molecular function (GO): mRNA binding
Source: RefSeq, a predicted model, not a curated record
AGCACUAAUGUGGAAGUACAAUUGAAUGGCCAUUAAAUAUAACAACUUUUACAGUGUCGUCGCAAGCCCAGUUUUAUCACCUCUUUGUGGCGGAAGUGGCAGUGCGCGCUCUAACUCCGCGAGAACGCGCGUAGACGGGAAGUAGAGGAAAGACGGAAGACGCUGAAGCUAUACACGCAAACUUGUAGCCGCCAGGCGAUAAUUACACACAAUGUCAGAAAGGAACUUGUAACUUAUUUCGACAUAGCUUUGUUUUUCGUUUAACUAAAGCCCUCGAUGUGUAGUCACCCUAUUUAUAAUCUUUCUUCACAUGACCCGGUGACUUGCCAAUUUUCAAACAGACGUUGCCUUCCUUCAACAACCGCCACAAAGUCACGUUGGAGUGAGGGGUUCUGAAAGAUCGCAGUCACCCAAAUAUACAGAUUUUUUAUCAGUGUACGCUCAGUUUGUUGGUUAAAGUUAUUGUGGUGGGUGGAGUUGGGACCGAGGAGCUGCCACCGAGGCCUUCGCUCGGGAAGAGGCUACAUGUGCGAAGACCGCGGCCGAGAAGAGACUCACUUUUUGCUAGCGUAGUAGCUUAACAAAAAUGUCGGCCCAGGCUCAGAUGCGAGCUAUGUUGGACCAGCUCAUGGGGACGGGGCGAGACGGCGACACCAUGAGGCAGAGAAUCAAAUUCAGUGAUGAGCGGGUCUGCAAAAGUCACCUGUUGGAUUCUUGCCCUCAUGACAUUCUGUCAGGCACUAGAAUGGACCUGGGGGAGUGCGUGAAAGUCCACGACCUGGCCCUCAGAGCAGACUUUGAGAUUGCCUCCAAGGAACAGGAGUACUUCUUUGAGCUUGAUGCUGCUGAACACCUCCAGUCUUUUAUAGCCGACUGUGACCGCAGGACAGAGCUGGCCAAGAAGAGAUUAGCUGAGACACAGGAGGAGAUAAGUGCAGAAGUGACAGCAAAGGCUGAACGUGUCCAUGAGCUGAACGAGGAGAUUGGGAAGCUGCUUGCCCGCGCUGAGCAGCUCGGCGGAGAGGGUAAUGUAGACGAGGCCCAGCAGUUGCUGGAAAAGGUGGAAACAACACGAGCCAUGAAAAAAGAAGCAGAGGAUGUUUACAGAAACUCUAUGCCAGCUUCCAGUUUUCAGCAGCAAAAACUACGUGUGUGCGAAGUGUGCGCCGCAUACUUGGGCCUCCAUGACAAUGAUCGACGUUUAGCUGACCACUUUGGAGGCAAACUUCACCUUGGCUUCAUCGAAAUUCGCGAGAAGCUUGAAAAGCUAAGAAAAGCAGUUCUUGAGAAACAAGAAAGAUUGCGUACGAAACGCAGAGAGGAACGUGAACGAGAGGAUGAGCGAGAGCGGCAAUGGGAGCUGGAGCGAGAAAGGGAUAGAGAGAGGGAACGAGAGUGGGACCGAGAGAGAGAACGCCGGAGGUCAAGAUCCAGAAGUGGGGAGCGAUACAGGGACGGAGGCAGUUCGUCCUCCCACCGAUCAAGACGGCACCGCUCCUCCCGUCCCAGAGAGGAGGGAGGGGACCGUGAUCGAGACAGAGAGAGGAGGCAUAGACACAAGGACAGACACCGCUCACACUCGCACUCUCACAGGCACAAAAGAAAAAGGUCCUCCCGAGACCGUUCAUCUCACACUCGUGAUGUCGAGCCCUCACUGGCCCAGGAGCGAAGUCGGGAGGGAACCACCGAGGAAUGGUGUGACAAAAGGGCAGAGUACAGAGACUGGGAGGACCGGGAGAGGUCCACCUCUCCAGACAUGGCCAGACAGGGGGACUGGGAGAGGUCCCUGUCCCUUGAACGUGACCGACAGUCCAGCUCAGAGGAGCGGGAGUCGGGGGAAAUAUGAAGCGUCUCUUGAUGUCAUCGCAUUGUUUCGUUAAAGAAUAAAGGAGACUUGAGUGUUUGCUUAUAUUAAAGGUGGCAUAUGUAUAUUAGCAAGGUGGCUGGGUUGAACAUUAACGUGGGGAGGAGGGGAUAUUUUCAAGCCGUUGUAAGCAAAGCAACUUUUAUGACUUUGAAUUAUGAGUGGCGUACAUUUAAUUUUUUUUACGCCAUUACCAACUGUUUGCUCACAGAAAGAUUUGGUUUCAAUUAGUUAAACAUGCAAUACUACUCAAUUUUAUGUUUCAGUCCAUAUGGCUCAUGGUACAAGGGGUUUGCGAUGAUGCACACGUCUAAAGUGGGAUGGGAUUGACUGCAGGCACUUACAUUUGACUUUUUGUUUGCUGCUGUCAAGCCAUAACAAUUACAUUUUUAUUCACAAGAUGCUCACUAGGGCCACCACUCAGUAUGACAUGACAUGGCAUGCAUGUUUACAUCCCUGUGUGAUGCCAGGGCCUGUAUGUAUUUAGGAGGCGGGGGUGUACUUUGCUGUGCUGGAAUAAAGUGAAAAAAAUGUUGCCGCUUCAAUUUAUAUGCAAUGUGUUAAGACUUCUGUUUGCUAUCCCUUUUUAAUAAAGCCGUACCAGUUCA